Molecule: messenger RNA, 3084 nt
Organism: Glarea lozoyensis ATCC 20868
Lineage: Eukaryota; Fungi; Ascomycota; Leotiomycetes; Helotiales; Helotiaceae
Product: WD40 repeat-like protein
Exons: 5
Coding region: 1-3084 (1027 amino acids)
Biological process (GO): positive regulation of TORC1 signaling
Cellular component (GO): cytoplasm
Molecular function (GO): protein binding
Source: RefSeq, a predicted model, not a curated record
AUGGACCGCAAUGAUGGUAUCAUCCGAUGGUCGCCUAACACUUCGCGCGACCAAUUCAUGGUCUUGAACCUCAAUUAUCGAAUUGUUCAAGUAUAUGAGGCCAGAGGCCACGCUCAACCUGGAAAGUUUGACUAUGAGUGUAUCUCAAAACAUACAGAGCUUCCUCCUAUCAACACAUACGACUGGUCGCCUGCUGUCCAGGGACUGGUGGCGGUUGGCACCUCCCAUGGCGAAGUACAUCUUCUUCGGGUAGAUGAUGACUCGAAUGCUUCGACGACGCUCCCUUUGAAGCUUCAACGUUCAUGCCAGUCGGUGGCUUUCAACACCCAAGGUUUGCUUGCCGUGGGUCUGGACAGAAUUCGGAAUGACUCCUGUCUUCAGAUAUGGGAUGUUAACCAGCGACUGGGUGACUGGGACGCCAAAAGACCUGGUUGGAGCAGCCUUCCAAAUAUGAUACCCGAGCCAAGAAAGAAGCUAGAAGGCAGCGUGUCUAUAACGAGCGUAAGAUUCUUCGAGGACCAACCCCAGACAUUGGUCGUUGGCGUGAAGAACCAAAGCGUGCGAAUUCAUGAUCUCCGAGAUCCGAAUUCCAGCGUCCUGAAUUACCAAACUAGAUGUAACAAUAACCUCGCAAUCGACUUCGCCGACACCAACUAUUUUGCGUCCUCCUCUUUAGACCAUCCCGGACUUGUUGUGUGGGAUCGUCGGGUUACAAACAGGUCUACGGCAUCCCCAAUGUAUCUUGAAUCUAUUGAUCAAGAAGAGGUUCCUUGGGGUGCAGCACUAAAGCUUGAUCGUGUGAUAAUGACCGAAAAGGGUGUUCAUAUUAAACAAUUACGGUACUCACGCGAGCAACGUGGAAGUCUAGGCGUCUUAUCGUCCGCUGGUCAGCUCCAAAUACUGAAGACGGGUCGAGAAUUUAUUGAGCCCGAGUCUGUGAAUGACAUUCGUGGCAGUCCCGAACUGCUUGAAGUCAAGAAGUCCAUCGACCUUGAAUAUGCCUCGUUCGAUCCCGACCACACUAAACGACCAGAGGAGCGUAUUGUGUCUUUUGAUUGGUUAAACCUUGGAACUUCAGAUUUAGACCCUCGUGUCGUCGGCCUGCGGUCAAACGGUACAUUUGAAAUACUGCAGCUGCCAGCUGCGACGGCUGGGCAACUUUCUCAACUAGUCCCGUGGAAACCGCCGCGUCAAUUGAAUGACCCAUAUAUGAAUCUGUUACAUUUUGCCGACUCGAACGAGCAGGAGGCCAUCCUUGGCCCUUUAUUUGCAACUGCCGCCAAAGCGAAUGUACCACUCUUCGGACCAGACAGCUUUAAAAAUCCUAAAACCAAAAAGAAGAUGAUAAAUUACAUCAAAGCUGCAAUCCAUUCAGGGGAAGAUCCCGUAGUUGAGUCGCCAGCCACGUCGGAACAAGUGACUGCAAAUAUUGAUCCAGAUAACAAGGUAAAGGUAUUAGGAGCUAAAACUUCGAAACUUAGCUUAAACAAAUUAAGAAAGAACGAGGUCGAGAAUUUUCCGGACAAUCCUGUCGACAGUCCACCGCCUGAAAGACAAAAUUCGGCCGUCGAUCUCGCAAGAUUGGUCAAUUCGAACAAUGAGACGAGGGACUUUACAAUGAUCCGGCGGGCAACUGACGGGUACCUCUUCGACUGCGUAAAAAAUAUUGCACUUUUGCAAGAUGAUGAACGACUACAAAACGCCUGGUCGUGGGUCAAAAACGCAGAACUCAUCGCUGAUGACGACGGAAUGGUCUCCACGCCUCUAGACCUGAGCUAUAUGGGGGUGUAUUCUAUUUGGAUGAAUCAGCUCGGCGAGAAGACUGAUUCCAGACUGAUAGACAGUACCGUUGUACCUGAUAGUUCUCAGUGGGAACGCCUUAUCGGGACAAUGAACAGACGUAACAGAAUACCUGACUUUGAAGGCCACGCGACGGAAAAGCCAAACCAUCGCCAGCUAUGCCUAGAGGUCUGUGGUCUUCUAAAAAGCCCAGAAGACCUGGAAGGAGAGUUAAGUCAGCUCUUGGAAGAUGAGCUUUAUGUUGUUGCAGCAGCGCGUGCGCUUUUUGAGGGUUUGCCAGAGCGUGCUGUAGAUAUCCUGAAAACUGGUGGUUCGUACCUGGUAUUCGUUGCAAUGGCUCUGGACAUCAAGAUCAAGAGUAAGGAUAUUUCCAGCCUUGACGCUAUUGACUGGGACAAGGUUUUAGAGAACCACCCGGAGAUGGCGGCGAAUCCAUAUCUUCGGGCUAUAUACGGAUUCAUUACAGCUGGCGACUGGGAAGGUAUUGCCAAUGAGACCUCCCUUCCACUACAAGAUCGAGUCGGGGUGGCCUUUCGGAAGUUUGACGAUGUAAAGCUUACGGAAUGGCUCGAAAAGGAGAUGGAAGAAGCGAUAAAAAAUGGGGACCCUGAGGGUAUAUUCUUGGCCGGUAUCACGGAUGGCAUGGUCGACAUCUUUGCUAAACACGUCGAGAAAUUCAUGGACUACCAGUCGCCAAUCUUAAUCAUGUCAUUCUGUUACCCUCGAUACAUCAGUGAUGUUCGAUGCGGAUCUUGGCGAAAGGCUUACCAAGACCUGCUCCAGCGCAACAAGAAAUAUAUCUUACGUGUAAUGUUUGAGCAACAGUCCACGAUCAAAAGUCGUACGAGGGAUGGAACGCCUGUCAUCAAACCACCACCAAGACAAGUCACAAUUCGCUGCCUGAACUGCGACUCCGCAACCAUCAAUGAUCUUGCGAAUACUGGCGGGGCUACCAGCUCAGGCACAGGACCUUCGACCACAACGGUUGAUACCCGUAAUCCUCUCAUUGCUUCAGGCGUGAAUGCAGGCCUUUGCUGCCCUCGUUGCGGAUCCCAUCUUCCUCGAUGUGCUUUGUGCAUGGAGUUUGUAGGUGUACCUCGAUCAGACCGACCAGAGUUAUCUACUGAUCCAGCUGUUCGUCGUAUGGCUAACUUUCCAACAUUCUGCUUGAAGUGCAAGCAUGUCAUGCACAUGGAUCAUUCCGUAUCAUGGUUUGGCAGGCACGUAGAAUGUCCAGUGCCAGAAUGUCGUUGUCAGUGCAAUGAGGUUACCAAUAGACAGUAA